Brassica napus (rape) is the source of this 3229-nucleotide messenger RNA. Its product is annotated as putative Myb family transcription factor At1g14600. NCBI's taxonomy places the organism in Eukaryota, Viridiplantae, Streptophyta, Magnoliopsida, Brassicales, Brassicaceae. Gene Ontology annotation, molecular function: DNA-binding transcription factor activity; DNA binding. Bases 2071 to 2868 code for a protein of 265 amino acids. The record is from RefSeq and is a predicted model, not a curated record. The transcript is spliced from 6 exons.
UCGCACAAUCUAAUAUGAUUCCUAAUUGAUUAACCAAAAUUGGUUCACCGGUUUUUGUUUAAACAUUAUGAGAUUAAUGGUCAAAGAACCAUCAUUUCAAAAAAUGUAUUAGAGAUAAUGUUUCACAUCGAACACUGAAAAUUAUCUUAAGUAAUAUAUAUAUAUAUAUAUAUAUGAUUUAAUAUAUAUACAACAGUUUCUUAAGUCGGACGGCAUUGGUUUGGACGUUUUGAGGGAUGAUUACAUUUUAGGCUUAUCAAAAUUUCAAACUAGUAUUAUCAAAAGUUGAAUUCGGACAAAUGAACAUACUCUGGAAUGCUCAUUAUAUGAAGAAAACGUAUUCCAUGGACAAUAUUCUAUCAAGAAUUUCCUAGUUAAGAAAAAUUUAAUCAAUGUAUUGAGCCCGUCGUUUAAGAAAUUGGAGAAAUCAGUAAUUACUGUGGGCUAUAAUGCAUGUAUACCUUUGACUUUUAAUUUUUCAUUGAUUUCGAUGUGCAAAGCAACGAUGAAGAUUGAAGACUAAGAAGAGAACAAUGUGCAAAGGACUGUGAGAGUAUUCAGUACGAUGUGAAUGAUCGGUAGAAGUGUAAUUGUAAAAUUUGCUAGAAUUUAUUUUUUUAACUAUUUUGUUGUAUUUGUAAUAGUGGUAAGAAUUAAAUAAAAAUGAAAUAUACUUAUACAUCUAUUUUUUAAAAAAAAUUAACAAAAUAAAAAUGUAAUAAACAGGAUUCAUAGAACGAUUUUUUAUUUUUGGUUGUAGAUUUAAUAACUAAUAUAAAGCAUAGUUGAUAAUUUUAAGUUGUAGAUAAAAAUUAAAGAAAAUGAAUAUAAUAAAGAAGAAAAAUGAAUGGGAACCAGGAGAAAAUGUAAGGAAAGUAGGGGAAUGAAGUCAAAACGGUGGUCCAAAAGGACCAUAUCCUAAAUUUCUGAUUUACUUAAAUCAGAAAGUUAAACACGAAACCCUAAGAAAGAUAGAAAAUAGGAAGAAUUAUUAUGCUAUGGUCAAACCUUAGCAGUUGGGCUAUUUUAAUUUUGAUUUAACUUUAAUUAUAAUAUGGUCUAAAUUAACCUAUAGUGAAAAGAGCGAGUAAAGUUUUGGGUGCAGAGGAAACUUAAACUUACUCAUUUGGGUAAAUUCCUACAAGGUAAAUAAGUACUCCUGAGUUUAUUUGAUUAUUUCUGGAAAGAGAUUACUAUUAGGAGUUAGGACCUAAGAAUAGAUAAUUCUUUUCAUGCAAUAUAUAGCCUAUUGUGGAAUUCUUGUACGUUGAUGAUUUGAUAUGCAAUGAUCAUUCUUUAAAGUAUUUAAAUAUAUAUAAGAUAAUAAAAAUGGUCAGGAGUCAAGACUAAUGUAACCAAAGUCAAAUAAAUAUUCGUAUGAUUACCGUUUUUGUAGAUUAUAGAUGGGUAGAUACUUGUCGCUAGGUCAAAAACACAUGUGCUCUCAUUCUUUUAAUAAACAAAAUUAUAAAGGGACAACAUUCCAGCUGAUUAUUUGCGCCUCUAAAUUUCUAAUACAUACAUAAAAGAUGUAUAUUUAUUCUUCUUAUUUGCUAUUCUUAAUUGUCUGAAUAUAUAAGUGACCAAAAACUGAAUUUACGAGGUUUAUAUACGAAUCGUCAAAUCAUUACUAUGGCGUGAACUAUUAUAAGGAAAAGAAUUAUAUAAUUGUCGAUUUAUGAGUUUAUUUUUUUAGUGUAGUUUUAAAGAUGUAACAUCAUUUAAAUUGGACAAAGAGAAUAGAUGGAAAAAGAGACAGUCAUGCAGUUUUAAUUUUUAUUAUUUUUGGCUUCAUGCAGAUAUACAUAUAAAUUAGAGAGAGAUAGAUACAUAUGUAUGAUAGUGUGCAUCCAAAUUGGACAAAGAGAAUAGAUGGAAAAAGAGACAGUCAUCUUUUAGAAAGAGCCAAAACCAUAUCAGAAAAAAAAACUCUUUUAAUCCAAACCAUACCCAUGUACAAAUCCUCUCUCUCUUUCUUCCCUCAAAAUUCUUUUUUUCUUGGGUUUAAGGAAAUUUUAGAUCUUGUUCUUGAGGGGUUUUAGGGUUCUUGGGACUAAUUUUUUUUUAGAAAUGGGUAAGCGUGGUGGGAAAAAUGGUAACGAAAACUAUGACGGCGUUGGUUUUAAUGGUCAAGGAGGCAGUGGAGUUAGGUCAUACGUACGGUCUCCGGUGCCUAGACUCAAGUGGACGCCGGAUCUCCACCGUUGUUUUGUUAACGCCGUCGAUAUGCUUGGUGGCCAACAUCGAGCUACUCCAAAGCUUGUUCUUAAGAUGAUGGAUGUAAAGGGACUCACCAUUUCACAUGUCAAGAGCCAUCUUCAGAUGCAUAGAGGUUCUAAACUCACUUUGGGUAAACCAGAGGAAAACUCUUUAUUUUCAAUAAGAAGACAAGACACCGAAGAGGAUUAUCUUCAGGACUACUUGUCUUUACACACAAGGAAUGAUUGUCCUACGGGUUUUCACACCUUUUCUCUUUCUUCACAUUCUUCUCUUAGAAGAGGAAGAAGAAAGGGGCAUACUUCAGAGUCUCGUGGUGGAGAUGAUGUUGAUGACUCUCUUCACAUCAUGAACAUGAAGACGAACGGAACGACGACGUUUCCAUCACAUCAUUUCCACCAGAAUACAGAGAAGGAGACAAACCCUUGGCAUGAACACGAACACGAACAUAAACAUGAACAUGAAGAAGAAGAACUGUCGUUGUCCCUGUCGUUGAAUCAUCAUCAUUUGAGAAGCAACGGAUCAUCAGUGAGCGAAACAAGUGACGCGGUCUCCACAUGUUCAGCACCAUUCGUCAACAAAGAUUGCUUCGGUUCUUCACCAAAGAUUGAUCUCGACCUUAACCUUUCAAUUUCUCUCCUUGGCAGCUGAGACCACGAAUUAAAUCUUUAUUUAUUAGAUUAGUUGUAGUGAAACAUCAUAAUCUUUUGUUAAACUACUAGGAUUUCUUGUUUUCCAAAGAUUUAAAGUCAGAAUCGACAAAAUUUUGAAAAUAAAUUUUGAAGUUACGUAUACAUCAAACUGAAACCCAAAAUGUAUAAAACAAUAAUGAAUCCAAACCGAAAAUAAAACAAACAUAGCCAUAACUUACAUCUUAAACAAAACAUGCAAGUUGGAUCCUUUGUCACGGAACAUGAGAGGCUCACUAGUAGUAGUUCUUCACUCACUUUUUUGGGUACUUGGAGAAUUUUUUUCGGAGGAUUGGUAUAGCUACUUAGACAGGUUCGUAAAG